Molecule: messenger RNA, 2604 nt
Organism: Mycosarcoma maydis (corn smut)
Lineage: Eukaryota; Fungi; Basidiomycota; Ustilaginomycetes; Ustilaginales
Product: putative 6-phosphofructokinase
Exons: 1
Coding region: 1-2604 (867 amino acids)
Biological process (GO): canonical glycolysis; fructose 1,6-bisphosphate metabolic process; fructose 6-phosphate metabolic process
Cellular component (GO): mitochondrion; 6-phosphofructokinase complex; cytoplasm
Molecular function (GO): monosaccharide binding; identical protein binding; AMP binding
Source: RefSeq, a predicted model, not a curated record
AUGCCUCCUUUUACACCGGCAGUUCGUGCCGAAAACACCUUUGCCGCUCAAUCCACCAGCACCAAGCCUUUUUCCUCCAAAUUCGCUCCUGCUAGCCAUGACGGUCAACCUCGCAGACUCGCCGUCAUGACCUCCGGUGGCGAUUCAGCUGGUAUGAAUGCUGCAGUCCGCUCCGUCGUCAAAAUGGCCAUCUUCCGCGGAUGCGAGGCCUUUGUCAUUCGCGAAGGUUGGGAGGGUCUCGUUCGAGGAAAUCAGACACCCGAAAACACCCCCUCUGCAACCCCCUCGGUCAGCAGGAGCGCCUCCACCUUCUUCGACUCGCCUAACAUCCAGGCCAAGCCUUCUCACCUGGAAGCCAACCCAGAACAGUCCGACUUUGUGCCAACAUACGGAGAGGGCGAGCUGCUGCGAGAAGGUGUAGGAGAGGCGCAGGAACUCGGUCUCCGUGGUCGAUACAUCAUCCGUGUCGGCUGGGAUGACGUUCGCGGUUGGAUGGACCAAGGUGGUACCCUCAUCGGCACCGCGCGCUCCAAGACCUUCCGCACUCCCGAGGGUCGCGAACAGGCCGCCUAUAACCUCAUCAUCAACGGCAUCGACGCUCUCGCCGUCUGUGGUGGAGACGGAAGUCUCACCGGUGCUGACAAGCUUCGUGCAGAAUGGCCCGACCUCGUCGCAUCGCUCAAGGCCAAGAGCAAGAUCACCGAAGAGCAAGCCACCAAAUUCGCCCACCUCAACAUUGUUGGUCUCGUUGGAUCCAUCGACAACGACAUGGCCACCACCGACAUUACCAUCGGCGCAUCCACCGCUCUCCAGCGCAUCUGCGAGGCCGUCGACUCUAUCUCGUCCACUGCUGCCUCGCAUUCUCGUGCCUUUGUCGUCGAAGUGAUGGGCAGACAUUGCGGCUGGCUCGCCCUCAUGGCCGGUAUUGCUACGGGUGCCGACUAUGUCUUCAUCCCCGAGCGCCCUCCUCAGGGCGAACAAUGGCACUCCGAGAUGUCGGCCGUCCUUCAAAAGCAUCGAGACCUUGGGAAACGAAAAUCCAUCGUCAUUGUCGCAGAGGGCGCCAUCGACCGUGAACUCAACGACAUCUCGCCCGAAAUGAUCAAACAAGUGCUCUCCAACGACCUCGGUCUUGACACCCGUGUCACCACCCUCGGACACACCCAGCGUGGUGGAAAGCCCGAUGCCAACGACCGUAUCCUCGCAACGCUUCAAGGUAUCGAAGCUGUCGAUGCCGUUCUCGAAGCCACUCCAGAGACCCCCUCUUACGUCAUCGGCAUCAGCGAAAACAAGAUCACUCGUAUUCCGCUCAUGUUUGCCGUCGAACAAACUCAAAAGGUCGCAAAGCUCAUCGAGUCCAAGGACUUUGACGGCGCGCUCGCCCUUCGUGACCCUGAAUUCGCCGAAGGACUCCGUGCAUUCAAGUACAUCAGUCAGAUCACCGAAGAUGAGAUGCUGCCGCAGAACAAGCGUCUCCGGAUGGGUGUCAUUAAUGUCGGCGCUCCUGCUGGAGGCAUGAACGCAGCCACACGCACCGCCGUCCGUUACUGCCUCGCAAAGGGCCACGAGGCCGUCGUCAUCUACAACGGCUUCCCAGGUCUGCUCGAGGACAACGUCUCGGUGCUCAACUGGCUCCGCGUAGACAACUGGGCCACAAGAGGUGGCUCGGAACUCGGUGUCAACCGCCAUCUGCCCGAUAUUGACAUUGGCGCGGUUGCCGCCAAGUUGCAAGAGCAUAAGAUCGAAGGUCUUUUGAUUGUCGGUGGCUUCGAGGCCUUCAGUUCGGUCAAGAUUCUCAACGACAACCGCGAUCGAUACCCCGCGUUCCGCAUCCCCAUCGUCGGUCUUCCGGCCACCAUCUCCAACAAUGUGCCCAUGAACGAGUUUUCGCUCGGCUCUGAUACGUCGCUCAAUGCGCUUGUCGAUGCAUGCGAUGCUGUCAAGCAGUCGGCGUCGGCAUCGCGAAACCGAGUGUUUGUCGUCGAGACGCAGGGUGGCAAGUGCGGCUACAUUGCGGUUAUGGGUGCGCUUGCUGCAGGAGCUGUGCUCGUCUACACGCCCGAGGUGGGCAUCGGCCUGCAGCAGCUCGGCAAGGACGUCGCUUUCCUCAAGAAGCGUUUCCUGCUGGAUGUCAAGGGCAAGUCCGAAGGAAGGCUGGUUAUCCGUAACGAAAAGUCAUCCGACGUCUUCACCACCGAGGUCAUCACCAAGAUCCUCAAGGAGGAAGGCAACAGCCUCUUUGACGCACGGUCCGCUAGCCUCGGACACACGCUUCAGGGCGGUGUGCCUUCGCCGUUGGACCGUGUGCGCGCCACACGUCUGGCGCUCAAGUGCUGCGAGUUCCUCGAGUCGCAAGCUCUCAAGCAGCGGUCUGGUUCUUCCGCCUCGUCCAAGACGGGCAGUGGCUCAAGCUCGGAUAAGUCGUACUCGGAUGACACGGCGGUCAUGAUCACCAUCCAGGGUUCCACCAUUUGCUUCACCUCAGCCACCGAGAUGUCGCGCAAUGCCGAUAUGAAGAAUCGACGUGGUAAGACCGCAUGGUGGCACGAGCUCAAGGCGCUCGUAGAGUUGCUUGGUGGUCGCACCGCUCUCGCUGAGUUGUAG